Lampris incognitus (smalleye Pacific opah) is the source of this 4732-nucleotide messenger RNA. It is a transcript of the gene topbp1, whose product is annotated as DNA topoisomerase II binding protein 1. Gene Ontology annotation, biological process: mitotic DNA replication checkpoint signaling; mitotic G2 DNA damage checkpoint signaling; DNA replication initiation. The record is from RefSeq and is a predicted model, not a curated record. Lineage: Eukaryota; Metazoa; Chordata; Actinopteri; Lampriformes; Lampridae. The coding region runs from base 74 to 4648 and encodes 1524 amino acids. The transcript has 28 exons.
GAACACUUGAUACUGUAAAAUAUAUUAGAGGAAGAGACCGAGUAGCAGCUAGCAGUAAAGGCCAAGAUAAACCAUGUCCACAGGAGAUGGAGAACGCUUCAUUGUGAAGUUUGUAGAAAGUAAAGGACAAAAGACAGAUUGUGCUGCAAAGGCUUAUGAGGCCGUCUUGGAGCUGCAGUCUGAGAAAUACGUGAAGGUCAUUGAUGAGGAUGUUGCUCUCCAGCAAGACCAUAAAGACAAGUCUCUGUUUGUCUUCAGCAGUUUCACCUCUCCUGCCUUCCACCACUGCAAGAAGCUUGGCUGUAGAGUGGUGAGUCCACUGGUGGUGUUAUAUUGUCUGCAGCAUCAGUGCUGUGUUCCCAGAGCAGAAAAGCCCAUCUAUAAUAUGGCCAUGGCUGAUGUCACUAGCUCCUGCACCAGUCUGGACAAGGCAGCACGGACAGAAGUGAUGGACCUUAUACAGCUAAUGGGUGGAAAGGUCUGUCGUGACCUUAAUACGUCUGUCACCCACCUGAUAGCAGGUGAAGUGGGCAGCAAGAAAUACCUGGUAGCUGCCAGCCUUGGUAAACCCAUCCUUCUGCCCACAUGGGUCAAAACCUGCUGGGAGAAAUCACAGGACAGUCUGUUCAGGUACACUGACCUGCCCAUGGAGGAGCACCUGUGCCCUGUGCUCCUUGGCUGUACAGUUUGUGUCACUGGCCUCUCCAGUGUCGAGCGCAAAGAGGUGCAGCGGCUCUGCCAGCAGCAUGGGGCUGAAUACACUGGUCAGCUCAAAAUGAGCGAGUGCACUCACCUCAUUGUUAGUGAGCCAACAGGUCAGAAGUAUGAGUGUGCAAAAAAGUGGAACGUGUACUGCGUGUCUUUGCAGUGGUUGUUUGACAGCAUAGAAAAGGGUUUUUGUCAAGACGAGAGCCGCUACGCAGUGGAACAAAGGGCACCAAGGACCGGCCGGCCACAUACUUCUACACCAACUGGUACCAACAAGAAGGAGGAGGGUCUGUCUGUGUUGGGGUUGAGCAACAUCUCUGUGAAUGUCAGUAUGACAGCAAACGACACAGCCCUCACCAAUGGCACCUUCAGUCGAUUAGAAGCUCCAGACCCUAUAGAAAGUCUUGAUCUUGCCUCCUGCCCUUCUGAUGAUAUAUUGGAUGGCUGUAAGUUGUAUCUGUGUGGCCUACCAGGGAAGAAACUGGAGAAGCUACGUCGCCUGGUGAGCACUGCAGGUGGCCUGUGCUUGAACCUGCUCAGUGAAGAACUCACACACGUGGUGAUGGGAGAGCCAGACCAUGACCUAAAGAGCUUCCUGUCCAGGACUACUCACAGGCCCCAUGUGGUGACAGUUCAGUGGCUUCUAGACAGCUUCUCCAGUGGCACCCUACGGGCAGAAGAGGGCUACCUCCAUCCUGACUGUCUGCCCCCUGCUCCCAUUGCUGCAGCAAAGCCUGCCUCUCACACCACCACGUCCAGACCCAGCUUUACCUCAGCUGCUCUCCCUGCUGCCAGCCCCACCACCCCCAGGCAGAGAAGGGCAGAAGAGGACCUGCUGUCUCAGUACAUGGAUGAAGACCGCACUGUAGUGGAAAUGCCCCUACCAGCAGAGGGCAGCACAAAUAGGAGGUCCAGCAGUGCAGCUGUUGACACUGCUCGCUGGUGCCCAGACCAGACCAAUGAACCAGACACAAACUCCACCCUGCAAGAAGCCAGUGAGGCAAGCCUGUUUGCUGGUAAACGUUUCAUCCUGGUGGGCUUCGAAACUGAGGCUGAGGCCCAACUCUCCCUGCUGGUGACAGAGAAUGCUGGCAAGGUGCUAGUGGGCCGUACACGUGCAGUGGUAGAUUAUGCUGUGGUACCGCUGUUGGGUUGUGAGGUGGAGGCCACUGUGGAUGAGGUGGUCACUGAUACCUGGCUGAACAUGUGUGUGGAAAAGGAGCAUGUUCUGCAGAUUUCCUCCAACCCGCUGUUCACUCCUGUUCCUGUGAUGGAAGGAUGCUCUCCUCUCUCAGGCUGUGUCCUCUCUGUCAGCCAGUUCACCGGGGCUGAGAGGGAGUCUCUGGUGGAGCUGGUCAAGCACCUUGGUGCAAACGUUCAAGAUUUCUUUGUGCGCAUGGCCAACAAGAAGAAAGGCAUGCUGGCCAGCACCCACCUAGUUUUGCAGAGCCCAGCGGGCACCAAGUAUCAGGCAGCGAAGAAAUGGGGCCUGCCUCCUGUUACUAUGCGCUGGGUGCUGGAGUCUGCAAAGAGAGGCCAGAGGGCUGAGGAGGAACGUUUUCUGGUUGACUUGCCACCGUCUCCAGACGGGGAUGAUGAGAGUUUUGUUGGCGGUUCACAGAAGCCAGCAAUGCCUGCUCCUCCACUUCCAGCUCGUUCCUCGCCGGAGAUCCCUUUACUUGGUCCCCAAAGUGGCAAGGCAGUCACACCGUUGGACGUGGGCCGCUUCCAGAGCAAGGUGUUCCAUUCCUUACUGGACCAGAUGAAGCCUAAAGAGAACCCCAGUACUCCUGUAGGUGGCCAGGAGGGCAGCAGCAAAACAAACUACACUCAGAAGGAGGUCCCCCUGCAGCUGGACACACCCUCCCGCUUCCUCAGCAGAGAUCAGCUUUUCAGACCCUCUUUCAACGUUAAGGAUGCACUAGGAAUGUUGGACACUCCGGCUGGGAGGUCUAAGCCAGGGGAUAAAAUGGAGACCCCGCUGACUGAUGUCAUAAACAGGAACUUUCAGGUGGCUCUGGCUAACAGCACCCGUAGCCAUGCCAAAGACAUGGAGACCCUCACCGCCAGCCCUGAGUUCAGCAAGAAGUCUGAGCAGGAGACCAAAGGAAAGCAACCCAGUCCCCUGGUUGGUGUGGUGAUCUGUGUGGGGAAGAAACUGAGCAAGAUGCAGAGUGAACUUUAUGCCAUAGCUGCCUCACUGGGAGCAGACUUCAGGUGGUCUUGUGACGACACUGUGACCCACUACAUCUACCAAGGCCGGGUGGGGGACAAUACACGAGAGUACAGAGCGGUGAAGGAAAGAGGGCUGCAUGUUGUGUCCCACCACUGGCUACAAGCUUGUGCUGAAGAGCAGAGGCAUGUCUCAGAGUCUCUGUAUCCAUUCACCUACAACCCCAAAAUGAGCCUGAACCUCAGCCAGGUGCCUGAAAGUACCCAGAGGUCACCACCUUUCUCGCGGUCCCAAAUCAAGGACCUCAAGGAGACUCGGAACAACAAGCCUGAAGACAAAGCCACAGAAGAAGCCACAUCGUCCCGUUGUGUAAGUGACGGAGAAGUACCAGAGAUAUCUCUAGACACAACAAAGACAGAAGAUAUGUCAGAAAUGAGCGAGAACCUGCAAAGACAGCUGCAGGAGAUCAUGUCAGCCACUAAGCUGACCACGGGGAGGCGAGCCUCAGCCCGACUGUCCAGGAUGGGCUCAGGCGGAGCCGAUUCGAGCCUCCAGACCCCCGAUGGCCUUGGGCGCCGGGUUGGACGCAGUGGGAGCAGACGCACUCUAGAGGCUCUGAGGGUAUCCAGGGAUGCAGCUCUGGACCUGAACACAGAGCCAUCUCAGACUGAACAAAUUGUUUGGGAUGACCCCACAGCCAGGGAAGAGAGGGCCAAGCUGGCUGACAAUUUACAGUGGCCGGGAAGCCCCUCACAACACUUUGAGCCCCUUGUAAUGCCUGCACCCUCCACUCCACAACCAGAAAACAACUGUCAUUUUAAAUACUCCAUGACUGACUCAGAGCUGGUGGAGAUGGCUGCAUGUGAUGUCAUCGACCAGCAAAUGAGGAAGGUCAUGACUCCUGCUGUAGAGGAGCCAGAGAAUGACAUCCUGACUCCCAAAGCCCCCAGCAUAGCCUUUCCGCUUGCCAAUCCCCAGGUACCACCAGAGCCACAGGAGGAGUGUGAGGAAGAGCAGGAGCCACCAAGAUUCCAGCUCUCUUCUCUCAGCCCACAGGAACGCAUUGAUUACAGUCAGCUCAUAGAGGAGCUUGGUGGUAUAGUCCUUGACAAGCAGUCUUUUGAUCCCCGCUGUUCCCACAUUAUCGUCGGGACCCCCCUGCGUAAUGAGAAGUACCUGGCAGCAAUGGCUGCUGGAAAAUGGAUCCUGCACCGCUCCUACAUGGAGGCCUGUCGCUCCGUGGGUCACUUCAUCCAGGAGGAUGAGUAUGAGUGGGGCAAUAGUUCCAUUCUGGAUGCCCUGCCCACCAUCACCUCCCAGCAGAAGAGACUAGCAUUAGCUGCCAUGCGCUGGAGAAAAGCCCUGCAAGGCCGCUCUGACCAGGAGGGAGCCUUCAGUGGCUGGGCAGUCAUACUGAACAUUGAUCAGAACAGAGAAGCAGGAUUCAGGCGAUUACUGCAAUCAGGUGGAGCCAAGGUUUUACCCAGUCCCACUUCGUCCUUAUACAAGGAGGCCACUCACCUGUUUGCAGACUUUGGUCGGCUGAAACCGGGAGAGUUUCGGGUGGAUGUGGCGGAGGCGACAUCCCAGGGUGUCACAUGCUUGAAGCCUGAGUACAUUGCAGACUACCUCAUGCAGGAGCCAGCACCACUCAUUGAAUUGUAUUACCUGACUGAGUCUACCUCGGAGAACGACAAUACCACUCCCUCCCGCAAACGCAAAGGAGUCACUGACACUUCCACGCUGAAAAAGACCCGUCUGAACUGAACAACUCUGGAUUGUAUUGGGUGCUGUUGACAUUACCCUUCAAGUUAAUUAUUUGAAACUUCCUGUAAAUAAGAUUUUUAUCAU